AUGCCCGCGGCGGGCGGGCUGACCCGCGGCGGGAGGACCGGGCGCGCAUCGGGACGUCGCCUCGGGAAAGGUAAUUACGCGGUGAAACAUCGUCGCUUUCGUCUCGUCGAGGCGUCCGCGUCGAAUCCGGAGGAGUUCAUCGUCGGCUGCGGCACCGGGGACGUCACCGGCCCGAUCGACGGCGUCGGCAUGAUGGGCUACGCCAAGAUCGGGCAGGUGACCCGCGGGAUGUGGCAGCGGCAGUGGGCCAGGGCGUUCCUCGUAUCCUCCUCCUCCGAUUCCCUCGAUUCUUCCGAGACGGUCGCCGUCGUCGUCGUGGACGCGUGCAUGUGCUUCCCGAAUCUCAAGACCGCCGCGCUGCGCGCCCUCGCGAAGACGCGCGGCACGCACCACCCCCUCACCGAGGCCAACACGUGCGUCUGCGCCACGCACACCCACGCCGCCCCAGGCGGGUUCGCGCCCUUUGGCCUGUACAACGUCACCACGGGCGGAGCCGUCUCGGUCGCUUUCGACGCCGCGGUCCAGGGCGUCGCGGAGGCGCUCGACGCCGCCCUGGACGACGCCAUCGGUCGCCCUCGCUGUGCGCUCUCGCUGACUCGCGCUACACUCGCGGGCGCCGCCGUGAACCGCUCGACGCACGCGUACAGACGUAACCCGGCGAGCGAGAGAGCCGAGGUUGACUCGCUCGGGUCGGGAACGGAGGGCGUCGACGAGACGCUGACGGUGCUGCGAAUGGGCGAGAUUCGGGACGGCGUUGACGUACAUGGGGGUGCCGAUGGGGGUGCCGAUGGGGGUGCCGAGGGUGCCCUCGCGUCGUUGCGCGGCGCCGUCGUCUGGUACGCCGUCCACGGGACGUCGCUCCGAAACUCGUUCACCCUGGCGAGCGGCGAUAACAAGGGCGUCGCGUCGUGGCUGGCGGAGACGGCGCUGGCUGGAUCCAACGACGGGGACGACGUCGCUUCCUCCCUCGCGAGGUGCCGCGCGCUCAUCGACGCGUUCGGCGGCGGCGAGGUGUUCGAUCCGAGCGAAGACGGCGUGCGCUUAGCCGUCCAGGCGCCGAGCGUCGCCGCCGCCGCCGUCGCCCUCGAAAGUAGCUCGACGCGUGGCUCCCAAAAGCCGCGCACCGGCACCGGCCGCCGGGUUGUGGUGGCGUUUCCGCAGGGCGCGUCCGGGGACGUCAGCCCGAACGUUCGCGGCGCGCGGCGCGUGAACGACCCGACGCGUUUAUGCGACGAGGUCACCGGCGCGGGGGACGAGUUAAAAGUCACCGGAUGCGCGGGGUUCGGGCCCGCCGGCGCGGACGACGCCGCGGGGUGCGUCGCGACGGGAGCGGCGCAGGCGGCGGCCGCGUUGAAGGCGCUGACGAACUAUCAGGGAUCGAAAGGCGGCGCUCUCGAGGGAUCGAAAGGCUUCCGUUCGCUCGCCGGUCCGGUGCGUCACGCGUACCGGUGGCUGCCCGUCGGCCGCGGCGUCUCCGUCGACGGCCGGUUCACCGCGGACGGCGACGUCGCGCGCACGAGCUCGCCCGCCAAGGGAUACUCGUUCGCGGCGGGGACCACGGACGGCCCCGGUCAGGAUGGGUUUUUGCAGGGAAUCACCGCCGACGACGAGGACGGGGACGGGGGCGAGAGGGGCGUCGUGAUCGAGAGGUGGAAGACGGCGGCGUCGUUGGCGUCGUGGGGGCUUUCGGGUUUCGGCGGGGGUUUCGAGGGCGCUUUCGGGGGCGUCCCCGGGAACGUGCGGGAGUCGCACCGGCCCAAGCCGGUGCUGUUACACUUUGGCGACGCGAACGAGGUGGCGCGGGACCACGCUCAGGACGCCUGGGUCGCGGUGGACGUCCCGGUGCAGGUGCUUCGGGUCGGGACCCUGCUCGUGGCGUGCGUUCCCGCCGAGGUGACCACCGCGGCGGGUGCGCGGCUGGUGCGGUGGAUCAAAGCGUCCGCGGCGGAGGCGGCGGGAACGGGACGGACGGACGGCGACUGGGAGGUCAUCGUCACCGGUCUGGCCAACGGGUACAGCGGGUACGUCACGACUCCGGAGGAGUACGCCGCGCAGAGGUACGAGGGCGCGAGCACCCUGUACGGGCCGAACACGCUCGGAGCGUACGCGAUGUGCCUGUGCGAGUUGACCCGCGAGUUGUUGACCGCAAACGAUUCGACAGCAAACGAUUCGACCGCAAACGAUUCGACCGCAAACGAUUCGACCGCAAACGAUUCGACUGCAAACGACGAUUUGACGCGAUCGCGAUCGGGUUCGGCUCCCGGUUCCGCCGCGAACACACCGCGGGACGGUAUCCAGGCUCGCGUGCCCCCCGUGGACCUGCGCUGGCCCCCGUGGAGGCGUUUCGGCGACGUUUUGGCAUCGAACGUUACGCGGGACGCGAGCGGAAUUCGGAGGGUACUAACGGCCGGUAUCGACGAGGCUUCCGCGACAUUUCUGUGCGGCAGGCCCCGGCGCCACGCGCGGCCGCCGCCGUUGGGCACGUACAUGACGGUGGAGCGGUUAAGGCGCGAGGACGCCCAAGGGCAGGCUGAAUGGGAGGUUGUCGCGACGGACGACGACUUGAGCACGCGCGUCGAGUACCGCCCAGCCGGACCCUUCGGCCUGAGUAGCGAGCUGACGCUUCGAUGGCGCCCGCCAGAGAACAUCCCGGGUGGGGUGUACCGCGUGGGCGUUCGGGGCGUCGCGAGGGGCGUGAGAAAGUUCAUCAAGCGGGAGAGUCCCGGCGAGUACGAGGGAUACUCGGAGCGGUUCCUCGUGGAGCCGCGGGCGCGGGAGUAG
This is a messenger RNA of Micromonas commoda, 2781 nucleotides long. RefSeq names its product neutral/alkaline ceramidase (gene CDASE). Gene Ontology annotation, cellular component: extracellular region. Lineage: Eukaryota; Viridiplantae; Chlorophyta; Mamiellophyceae; Mamiellales; Mamiellaceae. The transcript has a single exon. Gene Ontology annotation, biological process: ceramide catabolic process; long-chain fatty acid biosynthetic process; sphingosine biosynthetic process. The record is from RefSeq and is a predicted model, not a curated record. Bases 1 to 2781 code for a protein of 926 amino acids. Gene Ontology annotation, molecular function: N-acylsphingosine amidohydrolase activity.